AUGCGUCCCCAGGUGGCGGAUAGUGAAGUACUCGCGGACCAAAAGCGACCUUGUGCGUGCCCUGAGACACAGGUGGAUUCAGAGGACGGACUUCCUCUUUCUGCUGUGCCAGGAAUGACUCAUAAAAUCUUCGAAACUCGCACGUCGAUCCGGCCAAAAGCCUGCAUUCAAGUAACUGGGAGGUGCAAGAGUGUCGGUUUGGAGUCGUCUCUAACAAAUAAGCUCCACCUGCCCACUCCGGAAGGACGCAGCGUUCUCCCAGAAGCUCAUGGAAAUAGGGGCUCGCAACCUGCCUAUGGGUUUUAA
Molecule: messenger RNA, 306 nt
Organism: Necator americanus (New World hookworm)
Lineage: Eukaryota; Metazoa; Nematoda; Chromadorea; Rhabditida; Ancylostomatidae
Exons: 1
Coding region: 1-306 (101 amino acids)
Source: RefSeq, a predicted model, not a curated record